GACGAAUUUUCGAAGCGAUCAUGUGGCAUCACUAUCUGUUUGUUAAACAAUUGGAUCUUAAAAACUUAACUAUUUACUGUGCCUUUGAAUUUUAAUUGAUUUGAUAUACAUUUACAUAUAUUUAAUUUAAUGACAAUAUAUAGCUGAAAAUUAAGAUUGAAAAUGUCAAGAAACGAUAAAACAAAAACGGCUUCAACGGACAGUUGGUUUGAAGGAUGGUUUGGUAGUCAAAAGAAAAAAAACAACAGCAACGUUUCAAACAUUCCACCUAAGCCAAACACGGUAGAUAAUAAUGAAGUUGAUGUUCAAGAGCUGGAAUAUAGAAUUAAAAAUCUCGGCGACAACGAGAUACAUUCGAAAUUUUUAGAAAUUUUAGAAGAUAUGAAUAUACCAAAGGACAAACGAGAGCCCCUUUUGGCGAAAGCCUUGGAAGAAAAGCGGAAAAUGAUAUUCAUGCAUCUAAAAGGUAAAAGUUCUAAUGAACAUCGUUCAAGCUCCCGAUUCGAAAAACCAUCUGACUAUAUCGAAUAUCUGCGUAAUAAAGAACACAGCGAAAAUAAAAUCUAUCAAUGUCUGGAAAGUUUACGGGUGGCACUUACAAGUAAUCCUAUUUCAUGGAUAAAAGAGUUCGGGGAAGAUGGCAUAAAUGAAAUAGUAUUGCUAUUAAGACGUUGCUUGAAAGAGCGUGGAUUUGAUAGAAUUGAGUUUGAGUGCAUUCGAUGUCUAAAGGCUGUUAUGAAUAAUACGUGGGGCUUAAAUUUAGUAUUAACUCCUGAACUGCACACAGUCAUACUCUUAUUGGCACAAUCGUUAAAUCCUCGAAGACCACAAACAAUGUGUGAAGCUGUAAAAUUACUGGCCUCCUUCUGUCUUGUUCCAGAACGUAACGGCUACGAUAAAGUUCUGCGAGCAAUAACUAGUGCAGCGUCAAAUAAUUAUAAAUCUAGUGAACGCUUCAAGCCCAUUGUUGAUGCACUUUUUAUGGAAGAAAAAAGUGAUACAAAAAGAGAUUUAGCCUGUCAUAGUCUUAUUUUUAUUAACACAUUGACAAACACGCCCAGCGACUUAAAUUUUCGUUUACAUCUACGCUGUGAAAUAAUGAGAAUGGGACUUUAUGAGAAAUUUGAUGAAUUUAAUGAAAUCGUUUGUAAAAGUAACAACGAUGCAUUAAAGCAACAUUUUAAAAUUUUCAAUGAAAUAAGAGAAGAUGAUUUCGAAGAAUUUAGCCAAAGGUUCGAGAACGUCACCUUUAACAUGGAUGAUAUGGGAGACUGUUUUGAAGUACUUAAGAAUCUUAUAGCCGAUACUAGUUCCGAACCAUAUUUUUUGUCAAUACUUCAACAUUUACUUUUCAUAAGAGAUGAUUUUUACUUUCGACCGGCCUAUUAUCAGUUGAUUGAGGAAUGUAUACAACAAAUUGUGUUACAUAAAGGCCAUUGCGAUCCAAACUUUGAAAAUCGUACCUUUAAUAUUGAUACAUCACUAAUUUUAGACGAUAUCGUUGAAAAGGUAAAAGCAAAGGAAACGAGACGUUCGGAGGAAUUUGAGAAAAAAAUUGAGGAAUUGGAAAUUGCAAAACAGGAAGCAGACGCUAAAGUAGCUCAUCUAGAAGAAAAAUUAAAAUUAAAAAUAACUAAUGAAUCUAAUGACAAUGUGUUAGUGUCGGGUAUUUCGCAAAAACAAAGCAGCAUUUCAAAGAAUGCUGCGGGACCGCCACCACCGCCUCCUCCUCCACCUCCACCCCCAUCAUCAAUGGGAGCCCCACCUCCACCACCGAUGCCGGGCUUUGGUCCAGCACCACCGCCGCCACCGAUGCCGGGCUUUGGUCCAGCACCACCGCCGCCACCGAUGCCGGGCUUUGGUCCAGCACCGCCGCCACCACCACCUAAUUUUGGCUCCGCUGCGGUCCCUGGACUUAAACUUGGAAAUCCGCCCUCUGGUCCAGUAAACGAACUUCCUUUAGGUCUAAAACCAAAAAAGAAAUGGGAAGUUAACAAUCCAAUGAAACGAGUUAAUUGGAAAGUUGUGGUGCCACAAGCAAUGUCAGAGAAGGCAUUUUGGAUUAGUUGCCAAGAAGAUCGCUUAGCAUCAGAUCAAUUUCUUUCCGAGCUUUCUGAAAGAUUUUCAUCAAAACCUGUCAAAAAGUAUCAAAAGGAUGCGGUCGAUAAGGGUAACACUUUGCCAAAGAAAAAUAUAAGCCUAUGUGUACUUGACUCAAAAUCAGCUCAAAAUUUGGCAAUUCUACUUGGAGGAUCAUUAAAGCACUUAUCCCAUGAACAAAUUAAAACUUGUUUAUUGCGUUGCGAUACUGAUAUAUUAUCUUCAAACAUUUUGCAAAAUUUAAUUCAAUAUUUACCAUCGCCAGACCAGCUAAAGAAACUUCAGGAUAUAAAAGCGAAAGGAGAUCCGCUCUCUCCCAUUGAACUCUUCGCAGCCACGAUAGGCGAAAUAAAGAGGCUAAUGCCGCGUCUUCAUAACCUUAAUUUCAAAUUGACAUAUUCUGAUGUUAUUCAAGACAUAAAGCCCAACAUUGUAGCUGGAAUAGCAGCUUGUGAAGAAGUUCGAAACUCCAAGAAAUUUGCCAAAGUUUUAGAACUAGUUUUAUUAAUGGGGAAUUAUUUGAAUUCAGGAUCAAGAAGUGAAGCUGCAUUUGGAUUUGAAAUGUCCUAUCUUGCGAAGCUCUCCAGCACAAAAGAUGUGGAUAACAAGCAUACUCUACUACAUUAUUUGGUAAAGGUUAUAGAAACUGACUUUACUGAAAUUCUAUAUUUUUACAAUGACUUAACACAUAUUGAUAAAGCUUCUCGAGUAAAUGUAGAAUCCAUUCAGAAGGCUAUGCGUCAAAUGACUUCUGCUAUCAAAGCUUUGGAAACAGAUUUACAAAAUAAUAAAGUACCUCAAUGCGCAGAUGACAAAUUUAAUGAAGUAAUGGGAGAUUUCGCACACAGCUGUCGACAGCAAAUUGAUGUUUUAGAGAAAAUGCAGAUUCAAAUGGAAAAACUAUACAAAGAAUUGGGAGAAUAUUUUUCGUUCGAUUCUAAGAAAUAUUCGCUAGAAGAAUUCUUUACUGACCUAAAAGCAUUUAAGGACGCUUUUAUACAAGCACACCAGGAUAACGUUCAUCAACGUGAAGAAGAAAACAAGAAGCGAAGAUUACAAGAAGCAAAAGAACAAUCUCUUCGUGAGCAAUUAGAAAGACAGCAGCAUAAAUUAGCGCUGGUGGAUAUGGAUUCUACACAAACUCAAGAAGGCGUAAUGGACAGUUUAUUAGAAGCGCUGCAAACGGGAACCGCUUUUGGUAAUCGCAAUCAAAGACAAAGAAGACCGCGACCAUCUGGAGCAGAACGGCGUGCUCAACUUAGCAGAAGCCGAUCUAGAACUCGUAUUGGUACAGGAGCCUUUGUUACAUGUGAAAUACUUUCAAAUAACAAUUUCGCCCAGAAAUAACUUUAGAGUAAAUUUAAUGCUGUUGUCAAGAUAUUAUUCUAAAACCCGAUUUUUAUGAAAUUUACUUAUAUUUGUAAAACCCUCGAAACUUAUAAAGUUGAGCAAAGUAAUAAAAUAUUAUAAUAAUUAA
Molecule: messenger RNA, 3577 nt
Organism: Ceratitis capitata (Mediterranean fruit fly)
Lineage: Eukaryota; Metazoa; Arthropoda; Insecta; Diptera; Tephritidae
Gene: dia
Product: protein diaphanous
Exons: 5
Coding region: 163-3447 (1094 amino acids)
Biological process (GO): actin filament polymerization; actin cytoskeleton organization
Cellular component (GO): actin filament; cytoplasm
Molecular function (GO): microtubule binding; actin binding; small GTPase binding
Source: RefSeq, a predicted model, not a curated record